Molecule: messenger RNA, 2474 nt
Organism: Dichomitus squalens LYAD-421 SS1
Lineage: Eukaryota; Fungi; Basidiomycota; Agaricomycetes; Polyporales; Polyporaceae
Product: incomplete iron reductase
Exons: 5
Coding region: 1-1893 (630 amino acids)
Biological process (GO): intracellular iron ion homeostasis; iron ion transport; copper ion import
Cellular component (GO): plasma membrane
Molecular function (GO): ferric-chelate reductase activity
Source: RefSeq, a predicted model, not a curated record
AUGCCCAUUCUCGCCGCAGCCAACGCGACGACCACGGCCGGCAAGGCGGCAGCGCCAGUAGCUGCCGCUCUUCCUUUCAACGUCUCCAACCUGGUGUUCAACAUCGAUGUUUUCUUGCUCUGCUGCGUCGCUUCCUUUGUUCUUCUGCUUCUGCCUCGCGCGACCAUCCGGUUUACACACAAGCGUGAAUGGAUCGACGGCCAUUUCCUCCGCUCCGUCCGCCUCGACGGACCUGCCCCCGUCGUCCGCCGCCCGUCGGCCAAGCGUCAGGAUUACUCCGACAAAUGGGGCGCUACCACUGACGCCUCGCACACGUACGUCUCUUCGCAUGUCGACAUCCUGCGUAAGCCCUCCACCGCAAGUGGACGAGAGCGGAGGAGUCAGAACGUUCCGACGCACAUGCCCGGCUGGUCUACCAUGCUGCCCAGGGCGGCCGCCUUCCUCCGGAACACCAUCCGUCCCGGCCUCACCAUUGGAAAGAGCAUCAUCCUCCUAGGCUACUUCGGCACUUUGCUCUAUGCCGGGCUCUACAUGUCCAACCCCUUCACGGAUCCCUUGCGCGCAGGCUUCGUGGCUGCGAGCCAGAUUCCUGUGGUCAUGCUUCUCGGCACGAAAAACAACCUCCUGGGCAUGCUGAUCGGCUUUGGCUAUGAGCGUCUCAACUACUUCCACCGCUUUGCUGGCCGCAUGUUCGUCCUCGCCGCGAACGUCCACGCCAUUGGAUACUUCUAUAAGUGGACCGCUGCCGGAACGUUCGCUCAGGACAUCGCUAAGCCCACCUUCUCGUGGGCACUCGUCGCGCUCAUCUGCGCCGACUUGCUCCUCCUCCUGUCAACGGACUUCAUCAGGACGAACUUCUACAAUGCAAUCUUCAUCCCGUCGCACAUCGCCUCGAUGGUCAUCCUCCUUGUGUCGGUUUGCGAGCACGUCCCCGUUGCGAAGCCCUAUGUCUAUUGCGCUGUCGGUUUCUACGGCCUUGACCGCCUGCUACGCAUCAUCCGGUCGCGCGUAUCAAUGGCCCGUCUCCGUCCCCUCCCUGACCUUGGCGUGACCCGCGUCGAGGUGCCCGCCAUCAACGCGGGCUGGCGCGCAGGCCAGCAUGUGCGCCUCCGCGUCCUCUCCUGGGGCAUGGGCUGGCGUGGCUGGGCCGAGGCCCACCCGUUCACAAUCGCGAGCGUCAGUCGUUGCCCCAGCGGCGAGGGCCUCGUGCUCAUGGUGAAGAAAGCGGGCGACUGGACGGGCAAGCUCUACGACCUCGCCCAGCGCGCGGACUACGGGGAGGCGAACGGCCUCGGCUCCUCCGUCCAGGUCGUCAUCGAGGGUCCGUACGGCGGGCCCGGGCACGCGAUCUUCUCCUCGUUCUCCGGGGCGAUGUUCGUCGCGGGCGGCUCGGGCAUCACGUUCGCGCUCGCGGCCGUGCAGGACCUGGUGAAGAAGGACCUCGAGUACCGCUCGCGCGUGCGCGCGAUGGAGCUCGUGUGGUGCAUCCAGGACCCCGCCGCGCUUGGGCCGCUCCUCCCGCUCUUCGCGUCCCUCCUCGCGCAGUCGUACGACGGGUACGCGAGCCUCCGCAUCUCCGUGUUCUACACGCGCGCGCCGGCGUCCCCGGACGUCUUCAAGACGUUCCGCGCGCUGCCUCCCGGGCUCACGCUCUCGCCCGCGCGCCCGAAGCUCGGGAAGGUCCUCUCGGGCGUCGUCGACCGCGCCGCGGCCCUCUUCUCGGGGGGCCACGAGCGCCGGCGGGGCGGGGGCGGUCUGACUGGCGUCAUCGUGGGCGUGUGCGGCCCUGCGGGGCUCGGCGACGACGUGCGCAAGGCGGUCGCUGGGUUUGAUCCGAAGCGGAGGAAGACGAUCGGCGGCAUUGAGCUCCACGAAGAGGCGUUCGGGUGGUGAACGCUCGUUCACCCAUAGGCGACUGACGGCAUCCAAUCUCUUGUCACCGUGGCGAUUGGGUCGAGCCCGUCUCCCGUGGCAUGACAGCAUAUUUGGACAUCACAGAACGCAGACAUGGUACUCUGACCACCAUCGACUCUGUUGGAACAGCAACACAACAUUGCUAUCCGUCCUCUCUCUCCCUGCUCCCAUCAUGUAUCAUGUUCUUCUUGGAUCUUGCCCCCGUUUCAUCAUCGUUGCUCUUUUCUCAGUGUCCGCAACUUCAAUUGGAACAAGAAUCUUUCUAGAACGGGCGUCGAGCGCCCCCGCGCUAGAAUGCGCUACGUUAUAGUGGCCCGUAUGGGAACCUGCGAUAUCUACGUCUGGACGAGACGCUGCGCUUCCCAUCCGGCUGUCACUCUGACCUUUUUAAGAGCACCGCACGAGCUGCGGCCGCUCGCUUCUGUUCUCCACGCCGCAUGGAUGUACUUAUCACACUCAGUUAUCUUCUGCGCUUCCUUACGUUUUCACUGCAUGUUCUCUCGCGUACACGCACACGCAUUGUAUCAUAGAUGCCUAUUCACGGAACAGAUGAAUAGAUG